Molecule: messenger RNA, 1053 nt
Organism: Drosophila biarmipes
Lineage: Eukaryota; Metazoa; Arthropoda; Insecta; Diptera; Drosophilidae
Product: DNL-type zinc finger protein
Exons: 1
Coding region: 182-757 (191 amino acids)
Biological process (GO): protein stabilization; protein folding; protein import into mitochondrial matrix
Cellular component (GO): mitochondrion
Molecular function (GO): protein-folding chaperone binding; zinc ion binding
Source: RefSeq, a predicted model, not a curated record
AGCAGCUGUUCGCCUUGCCCCCAUUCGACCCAUUUCUUGCCAAUCGGGUGGAAAACAAACGCAGUAACUACCCAACAUCCAGCACGUGCGGCGCCAGAAUCCAGGACGCACUGCAGCGGGCGAAAAGAGAGAAACGCAAGCAGGCAACGCCGGUGUGCCACACGACUGAUAGCCACGUAAAAUGAACGCAUUGCGCAACAUCUUCACAUCGCGAACCCUCAACUAUUUGCGCCAGAAUGGACAGAACGCGAUCCUUAACGCCACCCAGCAGCAGCAGGCCGUGGACGCCGUGCCGCUGACCGCCGAUCCCGAGCAGCCGCUGAAGGCCAACCGUCCGGCUCCGCUCUCCAUACCGCGCUCCAUCCUCGAUGCCUGCCAGUUCACGGCCAAGACCUUCGACCUGGGACGCACUGCGUCCGGGAAUCAGACGAGCGGCUCCCUGUCGCCGACGACGCUGAAGCGUUUCGGCCGCAUGCAACGCCGCAUGGAGCUGGUGUACCGCUGCAAGCUGUGCAACACCCGCAACACGAAGACCAUCAGCGAGGAGGCCUACUACAGCGGCGUGGUGAUCCUGCAGUGCGACGGCUGUGCCGUCGACCACCUCAUCAAGGACAACCUGGGACUCUUCACCGGCCGCGAUGGCGACAGCAGCAUCAGCUCGGGCAUCAGCACGAGCAAGAACAUCGACCAGGUGCUGGCCGAGCGCCAUGCCCGCGUCCGGGUGAUCAAGGUGAACGAGCACGGCGAGCUCAUCUAGGAACUCUAGUCAGGUCUAGGCAACGGUGAAGGCCAGGAGAACCGGCUGGUGCGCCGCGCCAGCCUGCGCGAAUCGUGUCCGCGGUGGACACACUCGGCACGGGGCACACUGAACCCAAGCACCCCAGGCAAAUGCACCCAGUCCCACAAACCGGAAUCCCGGAACCCCUCAUUCUGCUCCGGGUCGGCCGGCUGUAUAUAAUUAUUGUACUGUAAUUGUUGAUUGUUUCGGGCCGUGAGUAAUGCCUAAAAAGUGAUUAAAAGAACGCCCAGUUCGAAAGUUAAAUCAUAAAUGUA